AUGGCAUUCGAAGAAUUUGAGACCCGGACUCCACUGUGGCUUGACUGUGAUCCUGGCCACGAUGAUGCGUUUGCAAUUCUAAUUGCUGCUUUACAUCCCGCAUUGAAUCUGCUUGGAAUCACAACCAUACAUGGCAAUGCUUCUCUAGCAAAGACCACGGCAAAUGCCGGAAGCGUCCUGGAAGCUAUCGGCCGCCCAGAAGUCCCCGUUUACCCAGGAAGUGCAAAGCCCUUUUCACGACCUGCUCUCCAUGCUCCUGAUAUUCAUGGUGAAUCGGGCCUCGAUGGAACAGACCUUCUUCCAAAGGCAUCUGUGGCACCUAUUACGGAUCAGAACCCGAUCCUUGCUAUGCGAAAUGCGCUCCUGGCUCAACCCAAAGGUACUCCAUGGGUAGUGGCUACUGGCACAUUGACAAAUGUCGCCCUCUUGUUCGCAACGUUUCCCGAGGUUGUGGACCAUAUCGCCGGCCUUAGUAUCAUGGGCGGUGCUAUUGGCAAUGGGUUCACAGAUGCUCCUAUGAGCAAAUUACCAGGUGAAAAAUCACGCAUUGGAAAUGUGACGCCUUGGGCAGAAUUUAAUCUCUAUUGUGACCCUGAAUCCUCAGAGGCAAUCUUUAGUAACCCUCCGUUGGCAGCUAAGACAGCUAUUAUGAGCUUGGACUUGACUCAUCAAGUCCUUGCGUCGUCAGAUAUCCAAACCCGAAUUCUCAAUGGUGCCAGGGAACCAUCUGACGAGCCAACCGUUAUCCGACGGAUUCUCCAUGCUCUGCUCAUCUUUUUUGCCGGGACAUAUGAGAAGGUCUUUGGUUUGUCCACCGGACCACCGCUGCAUGACCCCUUGGCGGUAGCAGUGAUUCUGUCAAACUUGAACCCCACUUUCGCUCAAAAACAUCCGGAUCGGGUGAUCAAAUUCGAUGAUAAAGGAGGGGAGAGAUUCGCUGUCCAAAUUGUCACCGAUGGACUUCAUGGUGAAAACGUGUCUAUUACAGGCCAGCUUGGACGCUCCAUCGCUGCCCCGGUCAAGGGGGCCGGUGUGGCUAUUCCCCGCGGCGUCGAUCUUGAGGCGUUCUGGAACUUGAUUCUGGAGUGUGUGCAAUUGGCCGAUGACUGCAAUGCAGCUCGUGCACAAUAG
Messenger RNA from Penicillium verhagenii, 1131 nucleotides. Its product is annotated as uridine-cytidine N-ribohydrolase. The transcript is spliced from 5 exons. The coding region runs from base 1 to 1131 and encodes 376 amino acids. Lineage: Eukaryota; Fungi; Ascomycota; Eurotiomycetes; Eurotiales; Aspergillaceae. The record is from RefSeq and is a predicted model, not a curated record. Gene Ontology annotation, biological process: purine nucleoside catabolic process. Gene Ontology annotation, cellular component: cytosol. Gene Ontology annotation, molecular function: purine nucleosidase activity.